GUCCCACCACCACUAUCCCGUUUGCUUGCAAAGGCAGACACAGUUGGUUUGGUCAUCAGCUUUUCUGAUCUACCUCAACAGCUGUGCCUCUAAACUUGCAGCCCCCUCGGUCACAGCGAGCAGGAUAAGGAUCAUUAGUGGGACGGAGGAGUUUGACCCUCUUCAUUUCGAAGCACAGGCACACACUCAAAGCGCAGAUAGAGCGACAGGAAGACAAAAGCUUGCCGCUGACUCAUUCAAGUGGAAAGAGUCAUCGAUUGUGUAUACGAGCAAAAGAUAUUUUUAUUUCUUUGCUGGAUUGAACACUGAUCACCUGGGAGCAUGGAAAAGCGCAUCAAGAUCAAUAUUGCCAUUUUUGUGCUGCUGGUGGGCAUGGCCUGCAUGUUCACGGCCGUGGUGACGGACUACUGGGCCGUGCUGAGCCCCCAGGUGAAGAAGGUCAAUGAGACGUGUGAGGCGGCCCACUUUGGCCUUUGGAGGCUGUGUAAGAAGCAUAUCUACAUCAGCGCUGACGUCUACGAUGAGAAGCAUGGCUGCGGACCCAUCACCCUGCCUGGAGAUGAAAACUGCACUUACUUUGGCCACUUUACACCAGGACAGGACUCUGAGAUCUUUGAACACAAAACUCAAAAAGAGUACAACAUCUCUGCUGCGGCCAUCUCCAUCUUCAGUCUGGCCUUCAUGAUCUUAGGCUCCCUCUGUUUAAUUGGCUCAUGCACGGGUAAAGGAAAAGGAAGACUGUACCUCCUCAAACCCGCUGGAAUGUUUUUUGCCUUUUCGGGUCUGUGUUCAUUCAUUUCACUGGAGGUGAUGCGUCAGUCGGUUAAACGCAUGAUCGAGAGCGAGGACACCAUCUGGAUCCAGCACUACUACAGCUGGUCCUUCGGAUGCGCUUGCGCCGGCUUCAUUCUUCUCUUUCUCACUGGCAUCGCCCUCCUCAUCCUCUCCAUGCCACAAAUGCCCAGGAACCCAUGGGAGACCUGCAUGGACGCCGAGCCCGAGCAAGUGGAGUGAGAGGCCGAUAGGUGUUAGCGAUUGAGAAGAACAAGAGUUGCAAGGACCGUAGCCAUGAUGGAAAGUUUACCUCUCAACCUUUAAACAACUUGAAUGUAGGUCAGUUGUACAGUUUCUAAAAUACAUACCAGAAAAGAAAAGAAACACGUCAUCUCCUAAACCUGUUGAUGAUGAAGAUGGAGAACACAGAGCCCCGUCAUUCACAUGCAGGGAAACAGACUGGGUUACACGAUAUUUUGCGAUUUAACUUAGGUAAACCUGCACAAUGAUUUGUUUUCCUAUAUUCUACUCCUGGUUCUUUUUAGGGUGCACAUGUGUACCUUAAUCGGGGGUCCAGCAUCUGGUUGCGGUCACCUUCAUCUAUUUCUCCCCACAUGAUUCAAAAUCAAAUAGUUUUAAAAUGUGACCAUGGUGUGAUUUGAUAAUUAUGCUGUGCAUGAAGUCUUUGCCUUAUGUAUUAUGUAUUGUACAUAUUUCAUGUUCCUCUUCUCAUUUAUUUUGGUGGUAUCUCACAAGUAAUGGUACAAUUGCAAAAAACAAAUACAAAUGAAAGAAAAUGAGAAUGGAGUCAUAUAUUGAGUUUUAGAUGAGUUGCAUUUGACUAUUUCAUUUGGACUUUUUGGAGUAAAUACACCUACAGUGCAGGCGAUAAGCAGCUUUGUAUUAGCAAAUGUAUGUUUUAAAAAAAUCCUAAUGACCAGAUUACAAAAUCUGUAGAAAUUGCUAUUCACGCUGAAGCCCCCAAUGAUCUUCAUGAUGUGCUCUGCUGCAGCUGUGUUUGUCACCUGUACGGCAUCUAUCUACAAAUUUGUUGAGGGUUUUCUUUCAGUCUGAAAAACAUAAAAGUAACACCUUUUUAGUGCUACAUGCUUUUUUGGGCAGUACCAUCAAUGAAGGGUUGUUCUGAUUUAAUUUUUUUUAAUACGUACACUUUAUGGUGACUUUGUCUGGCUUUAUUUAUCAGUGUGUUUGAAUUUUAAAAUGUUAAAAUGUUUAAAACGUUUGUGUGUACCUUUUUAAUGACAAAUAAAUAUGCUUGCUUUUGUGUUAAUUGUGCAUGA
Messenger RNA from Syngnathus acus (greater pipefish), 2075 nucleotides. Its product is annotated as voltage-dependent calcium channel gamma-1 subunit-like. The record is from RefSeq and is a predicted model, not a curated record. NCBI's taxonomy places the organism in Eukaryota, Metazoa, Chordata, Actinopteri, Syngnathiformes, Syngnathidae. Gene Ontology annotation, cellular component: membrane; L-type voltage-gated calcium channel complex. The transcript is spliced from 4 exons. The coding region runs from base 322 to 1014 and encodes 230 amino acids. Gene Ontology annotation, biological process: calcium ion transmembrane transport; regulation of calcium ion transmembrane transport via high voltage-gated calcium channel. Gene Ontology annotation, molecular function: calcium channel regulator activity; voltage-gated calcium channel activity.